Sturnus vulgaris (Common starling) is the source of this 1279-nucleotide messenger RNA. Lineage: Eukaryota; Metazoa; Chordata; Aves; Passeriformes; Sturnidae. The record is from RefSeq and is a predicted model, not a curated record.
UUCCCGGAGCCGAAGGAUCCCGUCCCGGAGCCGCCAGUGCCCGCCGAAAGCUGCGGGGAUGCCCCAGCGGCGGGCAGUGCCCACGCUGACCACGCUGUGCCUGCAGAACCUGGCCCAGCACAUGCAAAGCCUCUGGGUCAAGGACUACAGUGACAACUACCUGGACGAGUAUGAGUUCCGCUUCCUCGUGGGCCCCUUCAACGACCUGGCCUACGGGCUGGUGGAGGAGCUGCUGCAGCUGCUGGGGACGAGCCGGCGGCUGUCACGUGCAGCGCUGCACCUGCUGCUGCUGCCACACCUGCGCCAGCUCAGCCUGCGGCCCUGCCCCGCGAUCGCCAACAACGCCCUGGGCCACCUCAUCGUCCUGCGCUGCCAGGGCCUGAGCGUGCUGGACCUGGGGGGCUGCGGGCGGCUCUCACCGUCCGUGCUGGUGGACCUGGCUGAGGGGCUGCCACACCUGAGCCGCCUGGGGCUGGCCCACACCCAGGCCAACGUCCAGGUGCUCUCGGCCGUGGGCUCCUGCUGCCGCCACCUGCGGGAGCUCGACGUGACUGGGUGCAAGAAGGUGACACCACGUGCCCUGCGGCACCUGGGCUACGACCUCCUGGCACGGACCCCAAGCUGCCCCGCGCUGCGCGUCCUGCUGGCCCGAGACCUGGAGCACACCGGGGAUGGGGACAUGGUGGCUGCUGUGGCCUUCCUGCUGCUGGCCCUGCCAUGCCUGGAGGUGCUGGCACACAGUGCCCUGCCGGAUGCGCUCCAGCUGCUCCACUCCCGGAAGCUGGACGGCACCGAGGACUCUGAGGAUUUCCCCUCGCUGAAGGAACUGGUUCAGGGCCGGGGGGCUGCAGCAGAGGGAGCCCGGCUCAAGCUGCCCCUGCGGCAGCUGGAGGAGGUGGAGGAGGAUGUCCUGAGCACCGUCCACGCCGUGUGUCCCUGGGCCGAGGAGGUCAGCGUGUGGCUGGGGGACAAUCCCGGCCCCUCCGGGCUCCAGGAGCUGCUGGGCUGGAAGCGCCUGUCCCGAGUCACGCUGGGCUGCUCUGGGCGGCACGGCCGGCCACUGGCAGAGGUGCUGCCCCUGGCACAGGGCCUGGGCACCCGCCUGCACACCCUGACCCUGCACGGCUUCAGCUGCCGGGACCCACUCUCUCUGCCCACCCUGCUCUCCAGCUGCCCCGGCCUGCAGAGCUUCAGCGCCGAGCUGGAAGUGCCACCGGACCCUCACACCCACGACGAGCCCCCCGAGGAGCCCCCCGCCCCACCACCACCUUCUCGCUGA